Ailuropoda melanoleuca (giant panda) is the source of this 2218-nucleotide messenger RNA. It is a transcript of the gene CA12, whose product is annotated as carbonic anhydrase 12. The coding region runs from base 131 to 1195 and encodes 354 amino acids. Gene Ontology annotation, cellular component: plasma membrane. Gene Ontology annotation, molecular function: zinc ion binding; carbonate dehydratase activity. The transcript has 11 exons. NCBI's taxonomy places the organism in Eukaryota, Metazoa, Chordata, Mammalia, Carnivora, Ursidae. The record is from RefSeq and is a predicted model, not a curated record.
GCCGCGCCGGGCGCCCAAAGAGCAGGCGCGCUCGCACGGCCCGGCUGCGCGCACGCGGUCCCCAGCGCGGGAGCAGAGGCAGCAGGAGCCCCGGCGGCGCGCCCGCGCCCGCGCCCGCACCCGCCGCGCGAUGCCCCGCAGCCUGCACGCUGCCGCAGUCCUCCUGCUCCUCUGCUUUAAGGAACAGCCGGCCCGCCCAGCCCCGCUCAACGGAUCCAAGUGGACCUAUUUUGGUCCCGAUGGGGAGAAGAGCUGGUCCAAGAAGUACCCGUCAUGUGGGGGUGUGCUGCAGUCCCCAAUAGACCUGCACAGUGACAUCCUCCAGUACGACGCCAGCCUUGUGCCCCUGGGGUUCCAAGGCUACAAUGUUUCUGCCAACGAGCAGUUUAUCCUGACCAACGACGGCCACUCAGUGAGGCUGAACCUGAUCCCGGACAUGCACCUCCAGGGCCUCCGGUCCCGCUACACUGCCACACAGCUGCACCUGCACUGGGGGAGCCAGAAUGACCCGCAUGGCUCCGAGCACACUGUCGGUGGGAAGCACUUUGCCGCGGAGUUGCAUAUCGUCCACUAUAAUUCGGACCUGUACCCCAAUGCCAGCAGCGCCAGUAACAAGUCAGAGGGCCUCGCCGUCCUAGCUGUUCUCAUAGAGAUGGGCUCCUUCAAUCCAUCUUAUGACAAGAUCUUCAGGCACCUUCAAGAUGUAAGAUACAAAGGCCAAGCAGUGCUCAUUCCGGGUUUCAGCAUCGAAGAGCUGCUUCCUGAGAGGCCUGAUGAGUACUACCGCUACAAAGGGUCCCUGACCACACCUCCUUGUCACCCCACAGUGCUCUGGACGGUUUUCCGGAACCCUGUGCAAAUUUCCCAGGAGCAGCUGCUGGCUUUGGAGACUGCUCUGUACUACACAUACGUGGAUGACCCAUCCCCCAGAGAAAUGGUCAACAACUUCCGGCGGGUCCAGGAGUUUGAGGAGAGGCAGGUGUACAUCUCUUUCCGACAAGUGCAAGACCUUACGUACGCAGGACUGAGUCUGGGCAUCGUCCUUUCAGUGGUCCUGGCUGGCGUUCUUGGCAUCUGUGUUGUCCUGGCAGUGUCCAUUUGGCUCUUCAGAAGAAAGAAGAGUAGCAAAAAAGGUGAAAACAAAGGGGUCAUUUACAAACCAGCCAUCAAGAAGGAGACUGAAGCCCAUGCCUGAGGCCCCACAACUCGCCGGCACAUCCAAGGAAGAACUUUGCUUUGGACACUCCACACUGUGGCUCCCUAGAUGUUUGAAAUACCUGAGGGUUCUCUGAAGCUCAACCCACAAAUGCCCCAGACCCACAAGGGGACUCUAGGUGGGGGCCCUCCCAUCCUGAUGCCACAGCCACUACCAGUACAUCUGUGGAUGGGAAGAACUCGUCAAAGAGGCAGGAACUCUGAGCUGCCUACUUCAUCUGUGUGACACCAUGAAGUUGUCUGGAUUCUGGGGGCACAAACCAAGUCACCCACUGGGGGCUGUUAUUGGUCAGAAAACACUUUCACCCAGGGAUUCACUUGAGUGUGGUUUCAAGGAUCCUGGAAAUUCUGCUUCUUGUCCAAGCCUUCAGACCAAAAUGUCCAUUCUCUGCUUAGGUUUUGCUUUUGAGACUCUGUUUCUUUCCUCAGGGACGGGGUUGUUUUCCUCUGAUUUCCUUCUGCUAUGACAAAACUUCUGGUCUGACCUUACAACUGAGAGGAAGAAUGAUACAGGAAGGGUCAAGAUGUCAGAGGCAAAAGAAAACAAAAGCUAUUCUUUGAAACACAGUAGAGGCAUUUCCAAAGCCCAGUCAACCUCACUGAAUGGACCCGAGACAGAGACAGAAUGAGAAGACACACAAGGUCUGGAGGAACUGAAUUUGGAGUCAGAACUGGAGUCAGAGGUGGUCUGUCAAGUCCUAAGUGUAAGAAGGACAGAAUAUUAAGCCUGAGCCCAACCUCAUAUCAGCAGCGCAGUGAUGCUUUGUACUUCACAGAUUCUACAAAGAAUUAGGCUAUUCCUUGAAAAGUGUUGUUGCUUUCUCUCUCCUAGAGUAGAUAUGAGUUCUGAGAUGACCCAAACUGCUUUUGAAUGUAGAGGAAAUAGGCAGAAGAAAAAUGACUGAAGAGCUUUGUCUCUUGCCCGGCUUUCUUUUUGGCUACUUCUGUGGCAUUCCUACCGCCAGUGCACCUACUUCCCUGACUUUGAGGACGUUGAGUCAUG